Messenger RNA from Pterocles gutturalis (yellow-throated sandgrouse), 906 nucleotides. RefSeq names its product ADP-ribosyltransferase 4 (Dombrock blood group) (gene ART4). Gene Ontology annotation, molecular function: NAD+-protein-arginine ADP-ribosyltransferase activity; NAD+ poly-ADP-ribosyltransferase activity. The transcript is spliced from 3 exons. Lineage: Eukaryota; Metazoa; Chordata; Aves; Pterocliformes; Pteroclidae. Bases 1 to 906 code for a protein of 301 amino acids. The record is from RefSeq and is a predicted model, not a curated record.
AUGUUUGUUACAGUGUCUCUAGUGGACUCUAAGAUGCCAGUGCUGCUGGCCAGACUUCCGUUGCUGAUCUCCUUGAAAAUGCUGGCUGAGUCUCAUCUCAUGAUGGAUAUGGCUCUGCAUUCCUUUGAUGACCAGUAUCUGGGGUGCAGAGAGCAGGUGAUGGAAGAACUGAAGCGAGGAGACUAUUUCCAAAAAGAAAUAGCUGCUAACAAGGACUAUUUGAGUCUCUGGAAAAAGGCUCAGGAGGCUUUAUUAAAGAGCCCUGUAAGACUCCUGAGGGAGAUGCAUGAGAGCCAUGCCAUAGUCCUCAUGGCUUACACCAUGAACUCUUCCCUGCACUCUCAGCUGAACUGGGCCACAUCUACAGCAGGAAGCUCUCCAGAGAACUACAGACACAACUUCAGCUUCAAAUACUUUCAUUUUUAUCUAACAACUGCUAUCCAGAUAAUGAAGCAGUGGCAGACCAGCAAGGAGAGCAUGGGGAAACGUAAGUGCUACCGGGUGCAUAGGGGUGUGAAAGACUUAUAUAUUGAGGCCAUGGUAGGCAGCAGGGUGCGAUUUGGCCGUUUCACCUCCACCUCCCACCUGUGGAAUGAAGCCCAGAAGUUUGGGAAUGAAACUUUGUUCACGGUGACCACUUGCCUGGGAGCAGCUGUUCAAGGCUUUUCUUACUACACAUCUGAGAAGGAAGUCCUCAUUCCCCCUUAUGAGAUAUUCCUUGUUAAAAGCUUCUUUCGGACACAGCACGGUAACCGUCUGCAUCUGCAUUCUGUGGGGAACUACAGCAAGUACCACUGCCAGCUCAUGGAAGCUUCAAGAAGCAAGAACAGUGGUUCCACAGCCCUCGCCUCUACUGUUCUUCCUAGUGUAGUUGGAGUUUUCAUGUGUUUGGUCUGCAAUGACUGA